AGUGGAAAUAAAGUUUUUUAUGAGUGAGAAUUGCAUGUAAAAUUCAAGUUUUGAUUGGGGAUUUUUCUCUACUUUACUCUUGAUUUAUCCUGUCCAACCUUAUCAAAUGGCCGACCCGUAAUCUGUUUAAUAGUUUAAUUGAGAAAGAUGCUUUAUCUAAAAUAUAAAUAAAAUAAUUAAAAUGGAGGAGAACGUCAAAUAUUUUAUUAUACAUAAUUUUAUUUGAUAUUACAAAAAUUGUUUUUUGAACCCAUAAUCACAAAGUCAUAAUAAUAAUUUUACGAGAUGCGGCUAAAAAUAUAACAAAAUAUUCAUAAAAACAAGAAAUAAAAUCAAACCGGUAAUAAAUUUUUAUUAGUUUCACAAAUUUAAUUCUUUUCAUAACUAAAAGAAAAAAGCUUGGCUGAAAUUAAUUACUAAAAAUAGCCAACUCCUCCACUCCAUUGGAGCUGUCCUUUUACCUGUUUGCGGUAAUUUCCUCCCCGCGUCUCUUUCCCCUCCAUGGCGCAAUGCACUGCCCUCUCCCUCGUCUUUUCUCGCCCAUUCACCGCCACCUUUUCCUUCUCCUUGCCGCUCCGGAUCCCUCCGCCCCCCUCCCAUGGCGGAGCAGGCGGCGCCUCUCGAGCCCUGCAGGCCGCUUCCGCCCCCGCCCUGCGCCGACCCCUCCCUCGGCCACGAAACCUACGUCGUCCAAGUGCCCAAGGACCAAAUCUACCGCGUCCCCCCGCCCGAGAACGCCGCCCUCGCCGAGCACUACCGCAACCAGAUCAAGCUCCGCCGCCAGAACCGCUGCCCCUGCUUCCACGUCCUCAAACGCCUCCUCCUCCCCGUCUUCCUCCCCCUCCUCCUCCUCACCGUCGCCGCCAUUAUCUUCUUCGCCUGCGUCAGACCCACCGCCCCCACCUUCUCCGUCGAGUCACUCACCGUCAAGAAAACCUCAAAAUCAACAACAGAGUACGACUUCUCAGUGAGAGUCCUCAAUCCAAGUAACAGAGUCGGCUUGUCCUACGCCGCCGGCGGCCAUGCCGUCGCCUCCCACCACGGCGGCGGAGAGUUCGCCACCGGGUCGACGCUGGGGUUCUUCCAGCCUCAGGGGAACACGACCGACCUCAAAUUGGUCCUUCGCUCCGGCAAAAUCCUGAAAGCGACCAGUAAAGCUCUUUGGAUCAAGCUAACGGCCAAAUUUUCGGUGAACACCAAGAUCGGCGUGUUGCAGUUGUGGCGCAUGAGCUUGGACGUGAGCUGUGACAUGAAAGUUACAGGGAUUGAUAAGAAGGCACGUAUCUCCUCGCAGGAUUGUAACAGCAAGCUCCAUUCCUGAGGAAGGAAUUAAGAUCGAAAUUAAAAGAAGAAGAAGAAUUGCUUCGUUUGUGGGACCCGAUAUAUUUUAUAUGGGUUGACUUGUUAAUGUUGCUCCAUGCGGUGACUAUAUUACGAUUAACUCAAAAUUUUCCUAAUUAAUUAAAUAAUUUUAU
Molecule: messenger RNA, 1475 nt
Organism: Zingiber officinale
Lineage: Eukaryota; Viridiplantae; Streptophyta; Magnoliopsida; Zingiberales; Zingiberaceae
Product: NDR1/HIN1-like protein 13
Exons: 1
Coding region: 599-1321 (240 amino acids)
Cellular component (GO): plasma membrane
Source: RefSeq, a predicted model, not a curated record